Molecule: messenger RNA, 1770 nt
Organism: Phalacrocorax carbo (great cormorant)
Lineage: Eukaryota; Metazoa; Chordata; Aves; Suliformes; Phalacrocoracidae
Source: RefSeq, a predicted model, not a curated record
AUGCAGUUCAACAAGGAGGAGCUGAGGCGGCAGGUGGGGGCCGGGCUGGGCCGCCUGCACCGGGUCCUGGAGCGGCGGCAGGAUGAUGCGGAGGGGCUGGAGCUGGGCCCGGGUGGGGGCUCGGGGGGGGCGUCCGGGGGGGGCCCCCCGCAUCCCCCAGUGCUGGACUGCACGUGCUGCGGCCUCCCCCGGCGCUACGGCAUCGCCAUCCUCUGCGCCAUCGGCUUCUGCAUCAGCUUCGGCAUCCGCUGCAACCUGGGGGUGGCCGUCGUCAGCAUGGUCAAUGGGGUGCACGGGCAGCGUGCCCAGUUCAACUGGGACCCCGAGACGGUGGGGAUGAUCCACGGCUCUUUCUUCUGGGGGUACAUCGUCACUCAGAUCCCUGGGGGCUUCAUCGCCCAGAAGUUCGCAGCCAACAGGGUCUUCGGCCUCGCCAUUGUCUCCACGUCGCUCCUCAACAUGCUGAUCCCGGCGGCCGCCCGCACCCACGUGGGCUGCGUCAUCGCCGUCCGCGUGCUGCAGGGGCUUGUGGAGGGCGUGACCUACCCGGCGUGUCAUGGGAUCUGGAGCAAGUGGGCCCCACCCCUGGAGAGAAGCCGCCUGGCGACCACGGCCUUCUGCGGCUCCUACGCGGGGGCGGUGGUGGCCAUGCCCCUGGCCGGCGUCCUGGUGCAAUACACGGGCUGGAGCUCCGUCUUCUAUGUCUAUGGCAGCUUCGGAGUGUGCUGGUACCUGUUCUGGGUGCUGGUGUCCUACGAGAGCCCAGCCCAGCACCCCACCAUCUCCCCCGAGGAGCGCAAGUACAUCGAGGAGAGCAUCGGGGAGAGCAUCGGCAGCAACCCCCUGCUGCUGGCCACGCCCUGGCGGCAGUUCUUCACCUCGAUGCCUGUCUACGCCAUCAUCGUCGCCAACUUCUGCCGCAGCUGGACCUUCUACCUGCUGCUGAUCAGCCAGCCCGCCUACUUCGAGGAGGUGUUCGGCUUCGAGAUCAGCAAGGUGGGGCUGCUCUCGGCCCUGCCCCACCUGGUGAUGACGAUCGUCGUCCCCAUCGGGGGCCAAAUCGCCGAUUUCCUGCGCUCCCGGGGGCUGAUGUCGACCACCAACGUCCGCAAGAUGAUGAACUGCGGCGGGUUCGGUAUGGAGGCAACGCUGCUGCUGGUGGUGGGGUACUCGCGGUCCCGUGCCGUCGCCAUCUCCUUCCUCGUCCUGGCUGUCGGCUUCAGCGGCUUCGCCAUCUCCGGGUUCAAUGUCAACCACCUGGACAUCGCCCCCCGCUACGCCAGCGUGCUGAUGGGGCUCUCCAACGGGGUGGGGACGCUCUCAGGGAUGGUCUGUCCCCUCAUUGUGGGGGCCCUCACCCGGCACAAGACGCGGGAGGAGUGGCAGUGGGUGUUCCUGAUCGCGGCGCUCGUGCACUACGGGGGCGUGGCCUUCUAUGGCGCCUUUGCUUCGGGGGAGCCACAGCGGUGGGCGGAGCCGCCGCGCGAGGAGGCGGAGCCUCUGGCGCCCAGGGGCGGGGCCAGCGACGACGAGGAGGAGGGGGAGGGGGAGGAGGAAGAGGGGGGCGGGGGGGGACCGCCGGGUGGGCCCCCCCCGGGAUAUGGGGCUACCGGCACCACCCCCACCCCUGGCCCCCGCGGGGAGACCUAUGGGUGAGCCCCCCCCUCCCCACCCCCUACACUGGGGACCCCCCAGGGACCCCCCCCAACCUCAAGCCUCCCCCCUGCCCCACCCCCCUGGUGCCCCCAGGACCCCCCACGGCCGGCCCCC